UAUAAUAAAAAUUAUCAUUAUUUUCCUAUUAAAAAUUACAUUUAUCCAUUAUUAUCGAAAGCAACCAGUGGUCAUCAACAUAAUUCAUUAUGGAUGAAUAAUGAAAAAUAUUGCAAUACAAGUGAUUCAAUUAGUUCGUUAGUAACCACAAAUAUCCAUCAUCAUCAUCAUCAUCAUCAAAAUAAUGGACAUUAUUAUUUGGCAAAAUUUGUGAUCAUUAUGAUGAUGAUUAUUAUGACCAUCAAUCGAUUUGAUGUUUGUGAUGCUAAAGUGAAAAUACAUCAGAUAAAAGUGCCCAAAUAUAUUGAAAAUGGUACACGUGAAUCAAUAGUAUUAGAUUGUGAAUAUACAUUAGAUCCAGAUAAUGAUCCUGGAUUAGUAGUGAAAUGGUUUUUUCGUGAAGAUCCUGAACCAAUUUAUCAAUGGAUUUAUGAAUUAGAUUCACGUCAUGUACCACAACGUUAUCAAGGAUGGGUUAAUACAAAUUAUCGUCGUCCAAAUUUAACGGAACCAUGGCAACAAUAUCGUUCGCUCAAUCUUAUUAGGCCAACGGUUGAAAUGACUGGACGUUAUUCAUGUCAUGUGAUUGCACUUACAAGUGAAGCUCAUGAUGCUGAUACAAUGAUUGUUUAUGCGAAAACAAAAUCCAUUGAUCUGAUUACAAGACGUGUAACAAGACAAAGAAAUGUAGCUGCAUUCAAAUCAAAUGGCCAAUAUGGUGGUAAUACUGGACCAUCAUUGCCUGCUGGCUGGUCUAUUUAUCAUCAUCAUCAUCAGCAGCAGCAGCAGACAGCGACAGCAGCAUCAAAAUCCAGCAAAUUAUACAAUCAAUAUCAAUAUCAACAACAACGACAACAUUCACGUCCAUCUGAUGGUUUAUGGUCUGGUUCAGCUGCUGGACUUUCAUCAUCAUCACGUCAAUCCGAUUCAACAUUAUCGAAACGGCCUUUAUCAAUAAAUACAAGGCAUCGGUCACAACAACAACAACAACAACAACAACAACAACAGCAGCAGCAGGGAUAUAAAGAUUCAAUAUUGCCUCAAGGUGUUAAUAAUAAUAAUGAUGAUGAUCAUCAUAAUCAUCCUCUAGUUACAGUUACUGAAAUAGAAUGUACAGUUGAAAAUGUAUAUCCAUUACCGGAGCUUACAAUUUAUCAAGUAUUAGGUGAUGGACAAACAAAUGUACAUCGUCCACGUUCAUUAGAACGUGCACGUGUACAACAGAAUUCAACACAAUUAUCAAAUGGAGCUUUUCGUGUAUCAAUGAUUGUUUCUAUUGAUGAUGAAGAUUUAUUAAUGAUGUCAACGGCUGGUAAUACAGAUAAUGGUGGUGGUGGUGGUGGUAAUGAUCGAUCACAAUCAUCAUCAUCAUCAUUACCAAUGGCACAGCCAAUGUCAACAUCAAAUGAUGGACAUUCAUAUCAUUCAUAUUAUCAUCCACAACAGCAGCAAUCAAAAGUUAUUAUACCAACAAAAUCAUCAUCAUCAUCAUCAUCAUCGACAACAACAAAAACAAUGGCUAAACCAACAAUGUUUGAAUGUUUGGUUGCCCAAGAUGAACUUAAACAUGAGCUAAGAAAAAGCACCGUGUUUGUACCAAACAUAGCUCAAUCAUGGUUAGAAACCGGUGAAAAUAAUUCAGCAACCAUCCAAUUCAAUAGAAAUCAAUCAUCAUUAUUAUUGGCCAUAUUUAUCAUCAACGUCAUUGCCAUCAUUAUCAAUGGUUUAUGAUCUUUA
Molecule: messenger RNA, 1737 nt
Organism: Dermatophagoides farinae (American house dust mite)
Lineage: Eukaryota; Metazoa; Arthropoda; Arachnida; Sarcoptiformes; Pyroglyphidae
Source: RefSeq, a predicted model, not a curated record